Neurospora tetrasperma FGSC 2508 is the source of this 1263-nucleotide messenger RNA. RefSeq lists its product as uncharacterized. Bases 25 to 966 code for a protein of 313 amino acids. The transcript has a single exon. NCBI's taxonomy places the organism in Eukaryota, Fungi, Ascomycota, Sordariomycetes, Sordariales, Sordariaceae. The record is from RefSeq and is a predicted model, not a curated record.
AACCCUUCUUCAUCCCUCAACACCAUGACCACCCUCACCGGCAAAACCAUCCUCAUAACCGGCGGCACCCGCGGCCUCGGCGCCGUCACCGCUCUCGCCCUUGCCCGCCUCGGUCCACACAAGAUCUACAUAACCGGCCGGCCCUCCUCUUCCGCCACCGCAGACACACUCAUCUCCAAAAUCCGCUCAGAAGCCGAGUCCAACUCCAACGGCAACAUCUGCACAAACAUCACCUUCCUCCCCACCGACAACGCCUCCCUCGCUUCCGUCUCCGCCACCGCUCAAAAGCUGCUAGAAACCGAAGAGAGAAUCGACAUUCUCAUCUGCAACGCCGGCAUCGCCGCCAUUCCUCUGGGCAAAUCAGAAGAUGGCUACGAGAUCCAAUUUGCCACCAACGUCCUCGGCCACGCUUUACUCAUUCGCAAACUCUUGCCUCUGUUACGCAAGGAUACCUCUAGUGGUGCAAGAAUCAUCAGCCUAGGCUCCUACGGCUACCGCAUGGCGAAAACCGUCGAUCUCGAGCGCGUGUCUGGAGAUGGUUUAGCUAAGGACAAGGAUGAUUUCCUGGGGUAUCAGAGAUGGCGGCGGUAUACAGAGUCGAAGUUGGCUAAUACGCUGUAUACCUCUCAGCUUGCGAAGCAGUACCCGGAGAUUAUUUCGGUGACGGUCACGCCGGGGUUUGUGGAGAGUGAUAUGGUCAAGAACUUUGGGUUUGUGGAUCAUUGGAUGACCAAGUUGGGAGCUAAAUUGGCUCGGGGGCAGAAGGGAAUGGUGACGGUGGAAGAGGGGGCGGAGAAUACUGUUUGGGCUGCUACCGUAGAAGAAAAGGAGUUGGUGAAUGGAGGGUUGUAUGAUCCUGUUGGGAAGCGGGUGCCUGAGGGGGAGUUGACCGCCGCGGCGAGGGAUGAGGCUUUGGCUAAGAGGCUUUGGGAGUGGACAGAGGCGGAGUUGGGGAGGUGGUUGUAAGGGGUGGGGGAUGAGUAAGAGACGGAGGGCGGGAACUUGGGGGAGGGGGGUGGGGGAGCCUAUAGAUUCAAUAGAUGUCCUAGACGUACAUGUAUCGUCACUUACUACUAACACCCAUCAAAUCGUUACUUUCCUGCUGUCAGCAUCACUCACUCCCUUCCCAAUAACCCUCCCACGUUUCUCACGUCAGGGAAAUAACCACCCGUCUCAUUCUUCCCCUUCCUCUCCAUCCUAUUCACUCCUUCCUUCGACAACAAAUCCCCAACUGGCUGUCCUAGUCCUCCUUGUCCCACUUGU